AUGAAAUCAUAUAGGAGUAUUCCAUUUGAUUUUUCUUUUGAUAUUGGCAUUAAAUUUUUGAACUUGGGAUCAAUCUAUCGAUUUCUUGUUGAAAAUGGUUCUUUACUUCUUUCUGGGGUUACAAGAAAGAUGGGUUCUCUUCCUUUCUUAGUGUUGUUUCUUAAUCCAAUUUUUGAUAGCAAAUCAUAUAAUAAGCGCAUUGUUGGGGGAGGAGAAUCGUGCAUUCUCGAGUUUCAACUGUAUGUGAAUUCUAUUAGGAGUAAAUUUAAGUUGAUGAAAACGUUGGCGCAGAUGAGAAAUAGUGCACUUAAGAAGCUCAAUAAGAGAAGGAAAUUGAAAUUUUCUUCAGCGGUUUUGAGCUCCGGUUCAAAGUCUCUGAAGACAUUUGAUAAGAAAAGAAAGGCUGAAACCACUAGAAGAAAUUUGUUUUGCCGGGUUAUUGACACUUUAGAAAAGCAUGAUCACGAGGGGUGUCAAGGCGAUCAAUCUCUAUGUUCGAGUUCUAAAGGUAAGAUUGAUGGUGGGAAACUACUAACUGUAAGUUUAAAGAGGAGGAGAAAACCGAAGAAAAAUAAAGUUAAAGUGGUUCCAGAUGAAGCAGCGCAAUUGCAAAGGAGAGCACGGUAUCUUUUGGUUAAAAUGAAGCUCGAACAAAACCUUAUUGAUGCUUAUUCCGGCGAAGGUUGGAAAGGUCAGAGUCGGGAAAAGAUUAAGCCUGAAAAGGAACUACAAAGGGCCAAGAAUCAGAUACAUAAAUGCAAACUUGGAAUUCGAGACACACUUCACCAGUUGGAUUUACUUGGGUCUGUCGGGCAGAUCGACGAGGCUUUGAUUGCCCCAGAUGGGUCUGUUCAUCAUGAACAUAUAAUCUGCAAAAAGUGCAGAUCUCAGGAAGUUUCAGAGGACAAUGAUAUCAUAUUAUGUGAUGGCUCAUGCAAUUGUGCCUUCCAUCAAAAAUGUAUUGAUCCUCCUUUGGCGACGAAAGAUAUUCCUCCCGAAGAAGAAGGUUGGUUGUGCAAGUACUGUGAUUGUAAGGUGGAGAUUUUAGACGCAAUGAAUGCACAUCUUGGAACGCUAUUUUCUGCAGAUACCCCAUGGCAGGAUAUUUUUAAAGAAGCUCUUUUAUCUAAUGUCGGAACCGAAGAUUCUAAUCUUGAAGAAAAGUGGCCUGAUGAUGAGUCCGACGAUAAUGAUUAUGACCCUGACAGAGAUGAAUACGAUAGCAGUAACAGAUGUAGCAUGGAGGACGUUUAUUCUAAUCCGGAAACUAGUACGAGCAGCUCAUGUUGUUCAUUGGAAAGCGAGGUUCUUUCGGAAUCUGGAUUUUCCGCAGGUGGAGGUGUUGUGUCAAGUAAAAUUGCUUCCUUGCAUCAGACGUGUGUCGUAGAAUUUAACAAUAAUGAAAUCGCUACCGGUCCCAGAAAGCGAUGUGCUGUUGAUUACAAAAAGCUCUAUGAUGAAAUGUUUGGGAAAGAAAAAGAGAAUUCUGAUGGUUUUUUUAGUGAAGAUGAAGAUUGGAACCCAUCUAAAAGACGACGAAGAGAAAAAGAGAAUGAUGUUGCUAAUACCCUUAUGUCUUUGCGUGAAACUGAAGUUAAAAAGCCAGAUCCACAAACAUCGGACGUGGGUGACAAUCAUCUUCCAUGCCCGAAAUCUAGAAAGCCUCUCUCGAGAAUUCCUUGUGAAGCAUUGCAGAAACUUCGUCAGUCAUUUGCGGAGAACGAGCUUCCAUCUAGAGAUGUUAAAAGACGAAUCUCGGAGCUAGUUGGUCUCGAGUAUAAAAAGGUUAAUAAGUGGUUCAAAAAUGCGCGCUACAUGGCUUUGAAGAAUAAGAAGAGAGAAAGAGUUUCGGACAAUUCUAUCAUCGGUUUUGCAGUAAAGAAAUCAGCUGAGGUCACUUUAACCAAGUGUUCUUCCACGCCCAUUUCAAACCACAAAAAAAAUCGCAGGGUUAGCUGGAAAGAUAAUUUGAUAACCUUCAUCAACAUUCCAAAGAAGCAGCAGACGAAGGACACGUUACACGCUAGCACUAAGGCAAAUGUGGAGCUAAGCGAUGAUACGUGCUUGAAGAAACACUUGUUAUACUUGAAAGCUAGAAGUAGGCAGAGAAAAAGAGUAAAACAUGACACCGAGCAACCUCAAGAAUCAAACGUGGAAAAGCAAAUGGAAGAUUUAUGUCGGAUUCAAGAAAAGCUUUGGAAAUUAAAACAAGUUUUAUCGACUAUUCCUGAAAUCGCGACCAAGGAAUCAGAAGAGGUAAGCUUGAAUGGACAAAUAGUGGUCUAUGUUCCCUUUGCAAGGCUCAAGGAGAAAGAAUGAUAUCGAUUUCUUACCGAUAUGUACCCGAUCAUUGAUCAUACUGCCAAAAUUGAGUUAUUUUGUUCAUGAAAAGAAUAUGGCAAUAUAAUUAUCUAGUUAGAUCAACUGUUGUAGAAUGUGAUUGCUUUAUGAUGGUUUCAUGUGAGAGAGCAAUCAUAUUCUUACAUUCUUUUGCAAUGAAUCAUAUUCUCAUACUUCUAUUGGUUA
Molecule: messenger RNA, 2526 nt
Organism: Amaranthus tricolor (Joseph's coat)
Lineage: Eukaryota; Viridiplantae; Streptophyta; Magnoliopsida; Caryophyllales; Amaranthaceae
Product: pathogenesis-related homeodomain protein
Exons: 12
Coding region: 1-2319 (772 amino acids)
Biological process (GO): chromatin organization; regulation of DNA-templated transcription
Cellular component (GO): nucleus
Molecular function (GO): chromatin binding; DNA binding
Source: RefSeq, a predicted model, not a curated record